UAAAUGGAGAAGUAAGAACAAGACAGACAGAUGAGGAUGCCGUUGAUUUGGAUCACUGUCAUUUGACAUUGUUCCUUCAUACAUCGCUCAUCUCUUCUAUUCUUCCUGGAACCACACCACCAACAAUAUCUUUGAAACCAAACUGCUGUUCCAUAUCUUCUCAGAUUCCAAUAUGAAGGGCCUCUUCUUCCUGUGUGCACUAUUGUGUGGAGCUCAAACAUCAUCAGAGACUGCUACUACUUAUGAUUAUGCGGUUAAUACUUUUGAGCUCUCCAUUUCUUCAGCUUUUUCAGCAACACUGUCCACAGAUGAAACCACCAAUGUUGCCAGCACCACGCCUGAUGCCACCACACCGUCACCGGAAUCCAAAAGUCAGAGCACGUCACGUUCACCUGACACAGAGUCACCCACCAUACCUAUUUUUAACUUUAGCAAGAAAUGUAUUCCAGAGUUGAUGGUGUCCGGCGGCCUGAUCAUAGCCUGUGCCAUUCUGCUGGUUUGCAUUGUGGCGUUGACAUGGAAGGUGUGCCAAUUGAGCAGGCACGUCAAGAUGCUGAGCAGCAACGCUGACCUGAUCAGCACCAAUGAUUACUGGAUGGGAACUGCCAAGAAGAACAAAGAGACCGAAGCCGAAGAGACCACUGUGUUAAUGUCUGACAUCAAUCCAACAAUGGAGGAGAUGGGUAAUGGUACCACCAAGGAAGAAGGAGGGAAGGCAAAGGAGGAUGGACAAACAGAACAGGAGGACAAAAAGGAGGUGGGAGACACAAGUGCCAAGAGUGAGGACGCUUCGGCCACACCUGUAACCGUUGAUGAAAAGGCAGCCUCCUCAAAGCCACAAGAGGAGCCCAUUGAUGCCCAGUCCACCAACGCAGUAGCAGCCUCCUCCUCUGAGGGCACAGAGGAACCAAAGGAUGGGGUGUAGAGUUGUGUGUGUAUGCCAAAGAGUUUCCUGAGCACCUGGCUUCACUUCCCCAUAUGUUUUUUUACUACCCCUUUUACAGUAAAUUAAUGGUACUUCUUUAGCAGCUUUUGCUUUACAGUAAUUGCCACAACUUUGUGUCAAACUGGGCACUGAGCAUUUCUGGCUGAAAACAGCUGGUUUAUCCUGUAUUUCACAAUUAUUUGUGUAUAUUGGAAUUUAUUAAUAUUAUCAUACACUUCUGUGCACGAAUAUCUGUGUCUUAACUUACCCUUGUGGUGUACAUACAUUUAUUACGUUUUUAUGAUGGAUAUGACAACAACCAGAGGAAUAAAAAGAUAACGUGACCUCA
Messenger RNA from Etheostoma spectabile (orangethroat darter), 1274 nucleotides. RefSeq lists its product as uncharacterized. The coding region runs from base 173 to 925 and encodes 250 amino acids. NCBI's taxonomy places the organism in Eukaryota, Metazoa, Chordata, Actinopteri, Perciformes, Percidae. The transcript has 2 exons. The record is from RefSeq and is a predicted model, not a curated record.